Molecule: messenger RNA, 1471 nt
Organism: Hevea brasiliensis (rubber tree)
Lineage: Eukaryota; Viridiplantae; Streptophyta; Magnoliopsida; Malpighiales; Euphorbiaceae
Product: peptidyl-prolyl cis-trans isomerase FKBP42
Exons: 8
Coding region: 178-1284 (368 amino acids)
Molecular function (GO): protein binding; peptidyl-prolyl cis-trans isomerase activity
Source: RefSeq, a predicted model, not a curated record
UAAUCCCUCGUCGUUCUCUUUCUAGAAUCUUCUUCGAUCGUUACAAAACAAACACAUUCGUUUACUCUCUCUCUCUCUCGCUCUCUCUCUCUAAAGUCUCUACCAUUAACUGUCUCUCCAAGAAGCUCUCCAGGCUCCAGAUCCUAUCUAUAAUUGAAGUUGAAGUUAUUCUGAGUAAUGGAGGUUGCUCAACAGCAGCAAAGUGAACCGAUCGGCCAAGAAGAUGAAAAUGAAAUAGUUACUGAAAAUGCUGCUUUUGUGCAUGGUGAUCCUCCUCAAGUUGGUGAUGGUCCCCCAAAAGUUGAUUCUGAGGUGGAAGUCCUACAUGAGAAGGUCACAAAACAAAUCAUUAAGGAAGGACAUGGUCAGAAGCCAUCCAAAUAUUCAACAUGCUUCUUACACUACAGAGCAUGGACUGAAAGCACCCAGCACAAGUUUGAGGAUACGUGGCAUGAACAGCGACCUAUUGAGAUGAUUAUAGGAAAAGAGAAGAAAGAAAUGGCGGGUUUGGCUAUUGGUGUGUCCAAUAUGAAGGCUGGUGAACGUGCCCUUCUGCAUGUGGGCUCUGAAUUAGGUUAUGGUAAAGAGGGAAGCUUUUCUUUCCCAAAUGUUCCACCCUCGGCAGAUAUAAUAUAUGAAAUCGAGCUUAUUGGUUUUGAUGAAACCAAAGAAGGGAAAGCUCGUGGUGACAUGACUGCAGAAGAGAGGAUUGGAGCAGCAGAUCGAAGAAAAAUGGAUGGAAAUGCUUUAUUCAAAGAGGAGAAACUUGAGGAGGCCAUGCAGCAAUAUGAAAUGGCUGUUGCAUAUUUGGGGGAUGACUUCAUGUUCCAACUGUUUGGCAAAUAUAGAGACAUGGCAUUGGCAGUUAAGAAUCCUUGCCACCUUAACAUGGCAGCAUGUUUGAUAAAGCUUAAGCGCUAUGAAGAAGCCAUUGGGCAAUGCAGUAUUGUAUUAGGAGAGGAUGAAAACAAUGUCAAAGCAUUGUUCAGAAGAGGAAAGGCUAGAGCAGAACUUGGGCAAACAGAUGCUGCCCGUGAAGAUUUUCAGAAGGCACGUAAAUAUGCACCUGAAGACAAGGCAAUUGCAAGGGAGCUGCGUUUAAUUGCUCAACAUGAGAAGGCUGUAUAUCAAAAACAAAAGGAGAUAUACAAGGGAAUUUUCGGACCAGCCCCACAGCCAAAACCUAGGCAAAACCGCCUUUGGCAGUGCUUAAUUAUCAUGUGGCAAUGGCUGCUGUCAAUAUUCUACCGCCUCUUCAAGCGUGAAGGGCACAAAUCUGACUAGUUAAUGAGUUCAAAUUGACAGAAGAAUGUACUAAAAAGAAACUGAUGAUCUGAAUGCCAAUGGUGUCAAUGACCUUAUUUUUCGUGUCCCAUUGAAUUUAUUCUCCUCUGUGCCUGGAUGUGUCUGAACUUUCAAGUUUGUGAAAAAUGGUUGUUAAUUUAUUAGAUUUGAAGAUAAAACUGAUCAA